Molecule: messenger RNA, 3102 nt
Organism: Oldenlandia corymbosa var. corymbosa
Lineage: Eukaryota; Viridiplantae; Streptophyta; Magnoliopsida; Gentianales; Rubiaceae
Source: the annotation of a GenBank genome assembly
AUGAGUGGGUUGGAGGCCAUAUGGCUUAUGGUUUUGUUCUAUGGCUUUUUUUCAUUACCUUCAGCUUUGGGUUCUUUGAGUCCAGCUGGGAAUCUUACAUGCAACCAAGAUGAUAUGAAAGCUUUAGUGGAUUUCUACCAUGGGUUGGAUUUGGGUUCAAUUGGCGGUAUUCCUACUUGGGAUGUGAAUUCGUCUUCUUCUAAUUGCUGCAAUUGGGUUGGAAUAACUUGCUUGAAUGAUUCUUCUACAGGAGAUUCUAGCAGGGUGGUGAAAUUUGAAUUGACUGGGAAAAGGUUAAUUGGCAAGUUACCUGAGUCUAUGGGCAACUUGGAUCAGCUUAGGACGCUCAACCUUUCCAGAAAUUUCCUCAGAGGUUCGAUUCCUUUAACAUUGUUGCAUCUGCCUAACUUAGAGGUCAUAGACUUGAGUUUCAAUGACUUUAUUGGGCCCAUUCCAGCCAGCAUUAGCCUGCCUUCUCUUCGAGUUUUCAACAUCUCUGAGAAUUCGUUUUCGGGUUCUGUUCCUGUGGGAAUUUGUAGUAACUCGACUAGAAUUCAGGCUAUGAAAAUGGGGGCCAAUUAUUUCUCCGGGAAUCUUGCACCUGGAGUUGGCAACUGUAGUAGUUCUUUGGAGGAAUUAUGCCUUGCAUCGAAUCUUGUUUCUGGUAGUUUACCUGAAGAGAUGUUUCAGUUGAACAAAUUGUCCAGACUGACUCUUCAGGAUAACAGAUUCUCAGGGAACCUCAGUGACAACAUUGGUAAUCUCUCUAGUCUUAGACAACUUGAUCUUUCUAUGAACAACUUUUCAGGAUCGUUGCCAGAUAUUUUUCAUAAUCUAGGAUUCUUGAAUUAUUUCGCUGCUCAAUCAAAUAAGUUUUCUGGAAGUAUACCUCUGUCAUUGGCCAGUUCCCCAAGUAUAGCUUUUCUUACUUUGAGAAAUAAUUCGUUGGGUAAUAUCUUAGAUCUUAAUUGUUCUGCAAUGGUCAGUCUUGUUGCACUUGAUCUCGGUACCAAUCAGUUUAGUGGGUCGAUCCCUGCUAACCUUCCUGACUGUCCACAGCUGAAAACGAUAAAUCUUGCACGAAAUAACCUUAAGGGACAGGUUCCAGAAAGUUUCAAGAAUUUUCAGACCCUCUCUUACCUCUCCCUUUCAAAUUCCAGCAUUUCUAACCUAUCAUCUGCUCUUGCAACUUUACAGCAUUGUAGGAACUUGACCUCUUUGAUUCUUACUUUAAAUUUUCAUGACGAAGAAUUGCCAUCUGAUUCUACUCUGCAUUUCGGCGAGCUUAAAGCUCUUGUGAUUGCAAACUGUAGACUCACAGGUACCAUCCCUUUGUGGUUAAGCAAUUCAAAAAAGUUGCAAGUGUUGGAUUUGUCAUGGAACCGGCUUGAAGGGAAAAUCCCAUCAUGGUUUGGUGAGUUUCAGUUUCUAUUUUACUUGGACUUGUCCAACAAUUCCUUUUCUGGGGAGAUUCCUGUAGAACUUACUGAGCUAGAGAGUCUUAUUCAUGGAAAAAAUUCGGCAGAUGACCCUUAUCCUGAAUUCCCAUUAUUCUUGAAGAGAAAUGUCAGUUCUGGAGGAUUGCAGUAUAAUCAAAUUUUUAGCCUUCCACCCACAUUAGAGCUUGGAAAUAACUUUCUCACUGGAUCCAUUUGGCCAGAGUUUGGAAGAUUGAAAUAUUUGAUCUUUUUGGAUCUGAAAUGCAACAAUUUAUCAGGCAUUAUUCCCAGCAAUUUGUCGAGUAUGACAAAUUUGGAGACUUUGGAUUUGUCCAACAACAGCCUGUCUGGAUCGAUACCACCAUCUUUAGUUAAGCUCAACUUCUUAUCGAGGUUUAGUGUUGCAUACAAUAAACUAUCAGGGGCUAUCCCCAAUGGAGGUCAGUUCGUGACAUUUCCCAGUUCAAGCUUUGAAGGAAACCUGGGUCUUUGUGGCAAUCAUAGUUCCCCUUGCCCAGAUAGCAACCAACUUCCCCGAAAAUCAUUUAGGAAGGAAAAAACAACAAGAGGAAGUAUAAUCGGAAUGGCUUUGGGAAUUAGCCUUGGUACUGUUUCUAUCCUUGCUCUUGUGCUGGUGGUGGUUCUACGUUCGGGUAGGAAAGCUAGGAAAGCUAUCGACCCAGAGGAGUUGAGCCAUGCAACCAGGAAGGAUUCAUCAGAACUCGGUUCCAGUCUGGUGAUUCUAUUCCAAAAUAAGGACAAAAACAGAGAGAUUUCCCUUGAGGAACUUGUGAAUUCCACCAACAACUUUGAUCAGUCAAACAUUAUUGGAUGUGGCGGCUUUGGUUUGGUCUACAGAGCCACCCUCUUUGACGGUAGGAAGGUUGCCGUGAAACGGCUUUGUGGGGAUGGUGGUCAGAUGGAUAGGGAAUUUCAUGCUGAAGUCCAAGCACUCUCAAGGGCACAGCAUCCCAACCUAGUGCUUCUACAAGGUUAUUGCAGUUACAAGAAUGACAGAAUCCUCAUCUAUUCCUACAUGGAGAAUGGGAGUUUGGACUUUUGGCUACAUGAGAAAACUGAUGGCCCUUCAUCAUUAGAUUGGGUCAGUAGGCUUCGGAUUGCUCAAGGGGCAGCGAGGGGACUUGCUUAUUUGCAUGAAUCAUGUGAGCCUCAUAUCUUACAUAGGGAUAUCAAAUCAAGCAACAUCCUUUUAGAUGAGAAUUUUGAAGCUCAUCUAGCUGAUUUUGGUUUAGCAAGGCUCAUUCUUCCUUAUGAUACCCAUAUCACCACUGAUCUCGUUGGGACAUUGGGGUACAUCCCUCCUGAAUAUGGCCAAGCUUCAGUGGCCACGUACAAGGGUGAUGUCUACAGCUUCGGGGUCGUUCUUUUGGAACUUCUAACGGGCAGGAGGCCUAUGGAUAUGUGCAAGCCCAGAGGCGCUCGUGAUCUGGUUUCCUAUGUGUUUCAGAUGAAGAGGGAUAGAAGGGCAAGUGAAGUUAUCGAUCCUUUCAUUUAUGACAAACAGCACGCAGAAGAGAUCUUAUGUGUUCUUGAAAUUGCUUGCCUUUGCUUAAGUGAGUUCCCUAAAGCAAGGCCUACUACACAGCAGUUAGUUUCUUGGCUUGAAAACAUACAUUCAAAAUCUUGUUCUGAUUCCUGUUAG